Molecule: messenger RNA, 2250 nt
Organism: Thyridium curvatum
Lineage: Eukaryota; Fungi; Ascomycota; Sordariomycetes; Thyridiales; Thyridiaceae
Exons: 2
Coding region: 1-2250 (749 amino acids)
Molecular function (GO): phosphatidylinositol binding
Source: RefSeq, a predicted model, not a curated record
AUGCAGCGUGUAUCGGCAUUGCUGCCCUCGUGGGAGAGGACCAAGUCCGCCGACGGCAAGGCGCGGCCUUUCGACAGGGUGUUUGGAUGGACUGACAAGAUCACGGCCGCCAAGGGUUCCGGCGCCGCCAACCGGAGCACGUCCAAGGUCGAGAGGGAGGUCUACUGGCCGACGACUGUCGACAAGGAGUGCGAGAAGGCCGCGCGCAUUCUCAAGUCCUUUUGCACCGAUGGUUUCCUUGCGCAGGAAGAAGCAGCCGCCUCGGCGCCGACGAGCCCGAGCACGCCCAGCUUCGCCUCGUCACCGAACAAUGCCCUGAAGAAGAUCCCGCCGCGCAUUAUUCAGAAUGCGCAGGGCCUCGCCAUCUUCUCUUGCAUGCGCUCCGGCCUGUGGAUGUCCGGCUCCGGCGGAUCCGGCAUCCUCAUCGCCCGGAAAGCCGACGGAACAUGGUCGCCGCCCGCCGGCAUUCUCCUGCACACUGCCGCAUUGGGAUUUGUAAUCGGCGUCGACAUAUACGACUGCGUCUUGGUCAUCAACAGCGUCUCCACACUGGAGAUGUUCACGAGGCCCAAGGUCACCCUCGGCUCAGACGUGAACCUCUCGGUCGGUCCUAUCACCUCGAGCGGCUUGCUUGAGAACGACUUUAGGUGGAAGGAAAUCAGCAAUACCGUCCUGACCUACUUGAAGGCUAGGGGCCAACACCAGAGUGUCCAAUUAGAUGGCUCUCUCGUCACCUUGCGCGGCAACGAAAACGACAAGUUCUACGGCGGUCAGAACGUCGACGUCUUGGACAUCAUAGCAGGCAACGUGCGCAAGUCAAUACCCGAGAUCGCGCCCCUGUUCGAGGCGAUCAAGGCUGCGGAGGGGAGGACGGAUUUCGAUGCGCGCACCAUGGAAAUACUUUCGCAGCAGCCGGCGCCCGGCGACGCGGUGAUAGAGACACCGACCCAGACGCCCAUGUCUGCCAAGUUUGGUGUUCCCUCCUCCGACGAUCCGGAUCCCUUCGGAGUCAUCGCGCUGGAGAUGGCCGGACUAGAGAUCAGGGAAGCUGGAUCGCGACUCAGGCCGGCUAGUGCCCAGUUUGAAUACAAUCCUGCUCCUACGAGUCCGCUGUUCAACAAGUUCAACCGGCAGAGCAGCGACACAUACGCAACAAGAAGCAAUCGUGGCAGCUACAUGUCCACCCGAACCACCAUGACCGACGCUCAGACGCAGACCGACGUUGCAGAGACGCCAGAUACCACACUGAGCCCCAACCAGAGCGACGAUGGACAGCCUCGCUCCUCGCAGGAGCACACGGUUGUGAUCCAGGAACCGGAGGAGGUAGACUACACCAAGGUCGACAUGAGCUCACUGCAGAAGCAUCUAAGCCCACCUGAGACGCCCAAGGAGACUGAGUUCAAGCUAGAACCUGCUCCUGUCAGAACCCGGCCGCCGCCUCUGCCGCCUCGUCGCCAGCCUGCCCCGGUCAUCGAAGAUGUACAUCCCAUCGAACCCGAGGUGGCUGCUCCAGAGGCCACCGAGGAGGUUCAUGAAGUCGAAAAAGUGGAGGUGGAAGCAGAGGCGGAAGCGGAAGAGGAGCAAGAUGAGGAUGCCGACGAUGAGGAUGAAGAUGACGACGAAGAAGAGCCCGUCAUCUACGAGGUCGCAACAAGCCAGCCGAUGCAUGCGACCAUCAUGUCCUCUCAGGUCACUCAGGUUCUCCAGGUCAAGGGGGCCGUGGUGAACAUUCCCAAGCGCAUCCCCCCACCUCUACCCGCGAGGAGCCCCGCGCGAUCGUCUAGGGCGAGCAAAAGCGAGUACGGCGACCUGUCCGCGAUCGCCAUGGUCAGCAGUCCCCUGAGGCAGUCCUUUCAAAGCACUACCUCUGACGGCGCCGCUUCUGCCAAGGACGACGCUUCUCAGACGACUCCCUCGCUCGGAAGCACCGAGACUGAGGAUAAGGCCGGCGCAUCCGCACCACAACAGGAUAAGGCGGCAGAGCCCUCGGUAUCUUCAUCAGGGGCGACGACAGAUUUCGAGUCUGCCACUGAAGGAAAAGAGAGUGCGGACGCCAUCCCUGAGACCCUGUCAACACCCCAGGCAACGGAACGUGCCUCCUCCGUCGACGAAUCUGAGCACGAACCUCGGACCCCAAAGGCCGAGGAUGAUGCGAAGGAGGCCAGCUCUGGUGACAGCAAGACCGAGAACAGCGUGUCGGAGAAGGUCAACCACAGCAGUGUUGACACGGCCACAGUGACGGUCGCAUGA